Messenger RNA from Odobenus rosmarus divergens (Pacific walrus), 2674 nucleotides. RefSeq names its product ATM interactor (gene ATMIN). Gene Ontology annotation, cellular component: nucleus. Gene Ontology annotation, molecular function: transcription cis-regulatory region binding; DNA-binding transcription factor activity, RNA polymerase II-specific. The transcript has 4 exons. NCBI's taxonomy places the organism in Eukaryota, Metazoa, Chordata, Mammalia, Carnivora, Odobenidae. Bases 1 to 2469 code for a protein of 822 amino acids. The record is from RefSeq and is a predicted model, not a curated record. Gene Ontology annotation, biological process: regulation of transcription by RNA polymerase II.
AUGGCGGCCUCUGAGGCGGCGGCGGCGGGGUCCGCGGCUCUGGCUUCGGGCGCCCCGACCGUCCCGACGGCCGCGAGGGGAGCCGUCGCCGCCGCCUCGGGCCCGUGGGGGCCCCCCGGACGGCUGAGGGGCAGCCGGCCGCGGCCCGCGGCGGCAAGGCAGCAGCCCGCGGGUCCGGCGCCUCCGGCCCGGGAGCUGAUCCAGCCGUCGGUGAGCGAGCUGUCCCGGGCCGUGCGAACCAACAUCCUGUGCACCGUGCGCGGCUGCGGCAAAAUUCUGCCCAACAGCCCGGCGCUCAACAUGCACCUGGUCAAGAGCCACCGCCUGCAGGAUGGCAUAGUAAAUCCAACAAUAAGAAAAGAUUUGAAAACUGUACCGAAAUUCUACUGUUGUCCAAUUGAAGGAUGCCCUAGAGGCCCUGACAGACCAUUUUCUCAAUUUUCUCUCGUAAAACAGCACUUUAUGAAGAUGCAUGCUGAAAAGAAGCAUAAGUGCAGUAAGUGCAGCAAUUCCUACGGCACGGAGUGGGACUUGAAAAGGCACGCCGAGGACUGCGGCAAGACCUUCCAGUGCACGUGCGGCUGUCCCUACGCCAGCAGAACUGCGUUACAGUCCCACGUCUACCGCACUGGCCAUGAGAUCCCGGCAGAGCACAGGGAUCCACCUCGUAAGAAAAGGAAAAUGGAGAGCUGCCUGCCCAGCCAGAAGUUGUCCAGUAAGCCCACUGAGUCCUUGAGCACCCAACCAGUUCCAAGAUCAGACACUCAAGAACUGGAAACUUCAGAUAUAAAGCUGGUCGCUUCUUUUGAAGACUCUUGCAGCUCUAAUGCCGGAAAGCAGACUCUUACCACACCUCCGAGAUACCCUCAGAAGUUGCUUUUACCCAAGCCCAAAGUGGCUGUGGUGAAACUUCCUGUUAUGCAAUUUUCUCCCAUGCCUGUCUUUGUGCCUACAGCCGACUCCUCCACCCAGCCUGUGGUGUUGGGUGUCGAUCAUCAGGGUUCUGCCCCGGGCGCUGUGCACAUACUGCCCUUGUCAAUCGGAACCCUGAUCCUCGGCCUAGAUUCAGAGGCUGGCUGUCUUAAGGAAAGUCUCCCUCUUUCAAAAAUUGUAAGUCCUGUUGCUAUGGAACCAGUUAGUACAGGUGUUCAAGUGAACUUGGGGAAGAGCCUGUCUAAUCCUUUACAAGAACUAGGGAACACAUACCAGAAGAACAGCAUUUCUUCAAUCAACAUACAGACAGACCUGUCUUACACCACACAACACUUCAUACCUUCCACAGAGUGGGCUGGGCCUGAUUCCUCUGUAUCGUCUUGUUCUCAAACAGAUUUGACGUUUGGUUCUCAAGUCUCCCUUCCCAUCAGUGUUCAUACUCAAACAUUUUUGCCCAGUUCUAAGGUGACCUCAUCCAUAGCUGCUCAGACUGAUGCGUUUAUAGAUGCCUGUUACCAGUCAGGCGGGAUCUCCAGAGAAACCCAGACCAGUGGAAUGCAAGGUCUGACAGAUGACCGAGUACAGAUGGACCAGGCUGUUAUGGGUGGAGACAUUUUUGGGAGCGUCCAUUCAUCCUACGGUGUUUCUGCAGACAGCAUUAUAAGCAGCAGCUUAGUAGCAGAGACCGUCACUCAUGAUUUGUUACCUCAGAACCACCCUAAGACUUUACAUCAAGAUCUUGAAAAAUCUGCACCAAUUAUAAACUUCAGUGCACAGCACGGUAUGCUUCCUUCGCAGAACAUGACAGAUAACCAGACCCAAACUAUAGAUUUAUUAAGCGAUUUAGAAAACAUCUUGUCAAGUAAUCUGCCCAGUCAGACACUGGACAAUCGUAGUCUUUUGUCUGACACGAAUACUGGACCUGACCCCCAGCUCCCAUCUGGCCCAACCCAGAAUCCCGCAAUCGAUUUUGAUAUUGAAGAGUUUUUGUCCGCCUCAAAUAUCCAGACUCAAACUGAAGAGAGUGAGCUUAACACCAUGACCACUGAGCCUGUCUUGGAAUCACUGGACAUAGAGACCCAAACGGACUUCUUCCUUGCAGAUACAUCUGCUCAGUCCUAUAGUUGUAGGGGAAAUUCUAAUUUCUUAGGCCUUGAAAUGUUUGACACGCAGACACAGACAGACUUAAACUUCUUUUUAGACAGUAGCCCCCACCUGCCUCUGGGAAGUAUUCUGAAACACUCCAGCUUUUCCAUGAGUACUGAUUCAUCUGACACAGAGACCCAAACUGAAGGAAUCUCCAGUGCUAAAAACAUACCUGCUGUAGAGAGCAAAGUUCAGUUGAACAGUACGGAAACACAGACCAUGAAUUCUGGCUUCGAAACCUUGGGGAGCUUGUUCUUCACCAGCAACGAAACUCAAACAGCCAUGGAUGACUUUCUUCUGGCUGAUUUGGCCUGGAACACAAUGGAAUCUCAGUUCAGCUCUGUAGAAACCCAGACAUGUGCGGAACUACACACGGUCUCCAACUUCUAAAAAUAAAGUCCGAGCGUGCAACGGCGUUUAUUUCUUUCUUUCUGGGUUUGGAAAAUGGAGAGUGGGACAACAGUGUUAACACUAUUGAAUGUAGUUACUGAUGCAUUUACUUCAAUUCUUGGAGGGUCUUUGCCUUUUGUACUUGUAAACAUGAAAUUUGUGUAUAAAUGUGAGUAUUAUAAAGUGUAAGAUGUUGAUCUAAAAA